This is a messenger RNA of Eutrema salsugineum, 1041 nucleotides long. Its product is annotated as vicilin-like seed storage protein At2g18540. Lineage: Eukaryota; Viridiplantae; Streptophyta; Magnoliopsida; Brassicales; Brassicaceae. The transcript has 3 exons. The record is from RefSeq and is a predicted model, not a curated record. The coding region runs from base 181 to 804 and encodes 207 amino acids.
AAAAUAAAAUGGGGGUUUUUUUUCCCAGCCCUAAAAGCUAAAACGCUUCACGCCGGGGAUUUUCCUUAACGUUUCACCGCCGUUGUUUUCGUUGGCUCUCGCCGCGCCGCUCUCUCUCUUUCUCUCUGAAAUUCGCAGAUCUCAGUCGAUUUAUUCCUCCCAGAAGCAGAUUCAGUUAAAAUGGCUUUCUGCAAUAAACUAAGUCGCCUCGUGAGGCAGGGCGCUUCUCCGAGCGAGAACGCCUCCAUGAUUGGCUCUCUCAACUCUUCUCUCACUAAACAAACCGUAAAGUCUUUCUCUUCAGACGCCACUCACCACAGAUACCACCAGGAGACGCACAGUUUUCUGGAGCCAGAGAGCUAUAUCGGUAGCUGGGAAACCCCCAACGAUCCCAAAGAAGCUGAGAGAAAGCUCGCACAGCUUAGGAGAGAUUACGCAAAGAAGGUUAAGGUGUAUCGUAAAGAGUACGUACAUGAGGUUGAGAUGCUUCGUGUUGAGAAGCAGCGUAAGGAUGAGGCCAGAUUGCUGGCUGAACGAGCCGCCAAUGAGGAGAGGCGGCGAUUAAAGGCUGAGGCAGCUAAAGUCAGGGCUGAGGAACGCAAGAUCGCCGAUGAAGAGUUCAGGCAAACCCUGAUGAAAGAAAGAGCGGAAAAGCUGGAGUUCUGGAGAACUGUGGGACAAAAAAGGGAAGAUAAGAAGAAAGAGAAAAAGAAGCUACUGCAUGAGCAAAGUUCAUUGUGGAUCGAGCCAAAGGAACUGGAGAAGAAGGUUACGGAAGCCCUGGUUGACUCCAUUACUCUCUAAACCAAAUCCCCCUCUUCUGAAUCUUUGUUUGAGACGCAAUGAUUUUAGUAAUUUUGUUGCAGACAAGACUCUUCUUUUAUGAGUAGAGAAGAAAGCGAAGGCUUUUUUGGCCUUUUUGGAUCAAGCACAUAAUGAGUAUUGGUGGCUAAGUUUAAUUUUGGACUUGCGACCAAUCUUGUUUGUUGUUUUGGUGACGUAAUAUCGUUAAUAAGAAUUUCGUUUUAGUGUUAUCACUUA